This is a messenger RNA of Cinara cedri, 10531 nucleotides long. Lineage: Eukaryota; Metazoa; Arthropoda; Insecta; Hemiptera; Aphididae. The record is from the annotation of a GenBank genome assembly.
AUUUUGGAGAAAAUUCCAAGUUUUUUUUUAAUUUCCUAUUAUUUUUACAAAAAAUGUGCGUAUUCUGACUAUCACCUGUACUCUAAAUGACGAUGUUAUGAUUUGUUUCCAGUAAUUAAGGUAGACCACUGUAUGUUUAUUUACAUUAAUAUUGAUGAGUGUUUCACAUCAUGUAAAUUCUUUGUUCUAAUGGCGUUCAUCCGAAAAUACCGUUGUUUCCGAGGUACGUGACAACAAAAUAAUAUACUUUUGUUUAGUUAGUCCAGUGGUUAAUCGUCAUAGCCCUUUUGUUUUUUGUUCUAAAGCCAAAUUAAUAUGUACAAUGAUACAUUACAGACCAGGACGUUCGUUCUAACAACAGUUCACUUAACUAGGUGUUAAGAUUUCUCUGUGUUUUCACUUUUAAAUAUUUAUCUUAAGUGUUUGAUAAACCUAUUUUAUCGUUUUUAGAAUUUUAUUUAAGAUAAUUGCUUUAAUUAAAAAUAAUUUCUUUUUUAAAAAUUAUCAACAUAAUUAUAAAACAAUAAUCAUUUUUAAACCUACCUAAUUAAGUAUUAUUCAAUGUGUUUUCUAAAUUGUAUUUUGCAUUAAAAAUAAUAUCAAACAUCAAAUAUUGUUCAUUUUGAACACUUUGUAUACCUACUUGCCAUAGGGCCGGAUUAAGGGGGGGAAAUAGACGGCUACAUCCCCAAAGUCUUCAAAAACCAUAUUAUUAGUUAAAACUAAUAUUUGCAAAAUACGUUUAUUUUAUGUUGUAAUUCAAUUUGAAUUUUAAGUGAAAAUUACAUUUUUAGUUAAACAGUUGGUCAGACAUUUCAAUAUUUGUGUAUAUUUUUUUAUCAGAGUUUUACGAUCUUAAAAUAAUAUUCAGAGGCGCUAGUGGCAGUCUUCUGCAUACCCUGAAAAAGAGGCCUAUGCACACCUAUGCUACCUGCCUAUUUAAAUAAUAUUGUAAUUAAAAAAAAAUUUUAUGUAGGUUUAGCUGGUUGAUGAACAAUGACAAAUGGAAUUUAUUGUACUUUUUACAGUUAUUUACAUUUAUUGACAACUUUAAAAAAAAUAAGUUGUCUCAUAUAUGAGUUCAGUAUUUGACGAUGAAUAUUGAUGAAAUAAUUGGUAACGAUAAAAUGCAUUCUUUCUGUUUACCGGUGGAAACUUGUGUAGUUUGUGGCGAUAGAGCAUCAGGUUAGUAUUUUAAAAUUAAAUUAGGCACCAAAACUAUUAUAGUUAAAAUUAUUACUUUUUUAAUGUUAGAUUUAUUUUUAAUUAUUUACAAUGUUGAAUGGUAAAAAUACAAUCUUUGAACUUAAAUUUACUAAAACAAAUAAUACCUUUUUUUAAAUGUUUUGUACCUAGGUAAAUACUUUAUUGAUUAUAGUUUAAAUUUUAAAUUUCUUAUAAUGGAUUUCAUUUUUAAGUGUUUAUCAAAAUGAAAUCCGAAUUAUGUUGUUAUUCUUAUAGCUAUAUAGUAGGUACUAUAGCCAAUAUUAAUGGUAAUCGGAAUAAACAUAAACACACAAAUAUUAAUUAUAUGAUUAUGGCCCUUUUAUAAUUAUAUUUGAUAAGAUUUUGUACCAAUACUUACAAAAAUAUUAAAAAUUUUAGGACGACAUUACGGUGCAAUCAGCUGUGAAGGUUGCAAAGGAUUUUUCAAACGGUCUAUUCGAAAACAACUCGGUUAUCAAUGUAGGGGUACUAAAAUGUGUGAAGUAACUAAAAACCACCGUAACCGUUGUCAGUAUUGCCGUCUUCAAAAAUGUCUGUCUAUGGGGAUGCGAAGUGAUUGUAAUAAUUUAAAUUAAAUUUGUAUUUUAAACAUUUAAAACUAUAAUAAUGUAUUUGUUGUUAAUUUAAUAAUUUGAACACAAUAAUAAUUUAUAAUAAAAGAAUUAUUUUGUGUAUAAAAUUUCAUUUAUAAAUUUAAGUAUUUUAAUGUAUUUUCUAGGUUAUUAGGCUCAGCUUUAUAUACUUUAAAUCCACAAAAAAGUGAUAAAAAAUGUCUUAAAAGCUUAAUAGUGCACUUAAAAAAACAACAAAAUGGUAGUAAAUUUUUAAAAAUCUCCUCUAAUGGCAUCAACUUAUAAAAUAAAAUUUUCAAACACUGCAAAAAUUAUUAACACAUGUUUUUAAAUAAUAUUGUAAGUGUUGUAUAAAAAAAAAAUUUUAUUUUAGAUAAUUGCAUUUAAUAGUUAGAGAGGUUAGGGGUGGACAUUUUAAACCUCUGUUAUUUUUGCUUUUUUUUGCAGAGCUCUUUUGACAUUUUUAAGCAGUUUUCUGUGGAUUUUAAGUGCAUAAAGUCCUGAGCCCUAAAAAUGUAAUAACUUAUUACAUUUUUUAGAGACUAGCUAGAUAAUUUUAAAUCUAACCUCUAAAAUACGUUAAAUAAUCAAAAUUAUAAUAAAAAUAAAAUCUUAGUAUAAUGAUUUUUUUUUCUUAUUAGCUGUACAACAUGAAAGAAAACCAGUUUCAGAUAGAAUUGAAUCUAUUCAUAUGUCUUCUAGCCCAGACAAUAAUAACACACCAUCAUUUACAUAUGGAAAUAAUUCGUUUAUUAAAACUGAAAUGCCAUUUAUUAAAAAUGAUUUGCAUUACAUUAAAACUGAAAUGCCAUAUAUAGGACAGCGUAACAUAUUUACUGAUCAAACUGGAAUGCAUUUAUUAAAACCUCCAAGUAAAAAUAAACUUGAAAAAUUAAUCAAAAUUUGAUUUCAAAAUUCAUUUUUUGUUUUUUAAUUACUUUAUAUAUUUUUAAUAGGUGAAAAUGAUUCUUCACUCAGAAAUCAGAAUUACAUGGAUUAUUAUAUUGGUGAAGAUGAAGAAUCAUCAACCAGUCUUUCUCCGAAUAAUGAAAAUGAUAUUAAACAAUUCAGUCAUGAUAAUAAAAAUAUUUUGAUACUUGCUUUGGAUUCUAUGGUCAAUAUAACACAAGUAACAUUAAUAUCUAUUUAUUAAUAGUUAGGUUUUUUUUAAACAUUUAACACAAUUGUAACACAAUUAAACCCAAAUAGCAUAGAAAGAGUGUUGAACAAACACAAUUUAUUUAAAACAUACUUUAUUAUAAUGAAUGAUUUGGGGUACAUUUGUAGUAAAAAUAUGUACACUUUUUUUAAAAUAGACAAACCUAUUACUAUCUACUUGGACACCAAAUGACAACUUUUUCUCCAAAAAGUAAUUUAGAAAAUAGAACUUUGUAGUAGGUAUUUCCAUUAUAGCGGAUUUUAGUUGGUCCAAAAUAUUAGUGUAUUAGGUAAAGCAUUCAUUAAUAUCAAAUUAAAAAUAGGAUAACUUAACCUUAAUCAGCUAUUUUUAGUUUUAAAAUUAAGUAUAUAAAUUAAUAAUUUAGUAUUUAUUUUAGGAUCCUCUAGUCAUUUUUAUCAAUUGGCAAAAUGUUACAAUUUUCUUUCUCCAAACUUCCAUAUAUUUUCUGACUUUCCAUACCAUUAUCAGCUUUCCCAAAGGUCUUUUUCUGAUGGUUUCUGUUUCAGGACAAUUCAUAGUAGUUGACUUGAUAUGCCUUUUUUAAUGGUCUCAAAAAUAUUUUAUUUUCCACACAUUACUUCAUGCUUUCUUUUUUUCAGUUAUGUAUUCUUGAUUUAUUCAAGGAUUUUCUUUUAUACAAAUUAAUAAUCUUUUUUUUGAUUUUAAAUAUUUGUAAAAAAAAAUUUCUUUUAAAUUUAAAUUUGUAUUUUUUGAUUUAAAAUCAAUUAUGGUGGAAAUACAGCUACAAAUUACAGGUACUAUUAAUUAUAGAGUCCUUAGUUUUCCUAUUAAAAGUACAUUAGAAACCAAAAUAUAUAUUAAAUUAUACAUAUAAUUACUUUAUUGAUUUAGCAAAAUUCAAAUGGUACAGAUUCGUUGUAUGAAAAUGAAAUGCCUAGUUACAAAGUUUUAGAUAUUAAUGAGGAUGUAAUGCCAGCAGAUAAUGUAAACUUUCCAUUUCAAUCACCUGCUCCAAAAUAUGCUUACUUAAAUCUUCAUUUCAUAUGCGAAAGUGCUUCAAGAUUAUUGUUCUUGUCUAUAAAUUGGGUUCAAAACCUUCCAGUAUUUCAGCUAUUAUCGUAAGAAUUUAUUAUUACUAGAGCCUGGAAUUAUAUGUAUUUAAAAAUUGUCAAAUAUGAUGCAAAUAUGCAUAGAAAAAGUGGCUAAAUAAGCAAUUAUAUGCAUUAUAUUAUACUUAAUAAAAUAUGUUUAAAAAAAAUAAAACACCAUUUUUACACCAAGAAUGGUAAUAAACUUGUAAUAAUUUAUUAUUUAUUAUAUUAUUUAUAAUAACAUAUCUAAAAACCUAACAAUAAACUUUCAAAAUAAUAAAACUAAAAUCACAUGCUUUUUACCUCACAAGAUUUUAAAAUAUACCUAUAUAACACACCACAAGAAUGAAAAACAAAGUCAUAAAAUAAUAACACUAAGACAUAUGUGAUUGUGAGUCAUAGGUCAGAGCUCUGAUUUCAUACACUGUGGCAAACAUAGCAAUGUUUUAAUAAAAUUCCUCUGAGAAACAAUGUCAACUAUUUUUUUCUAUAGUAAAAUUGAUUUAUCAAUCAUAAAUAUUUCUUACAUGCAAAGUUAAAUUUGGUAUUUGAGUUUGGUAUGAUAUGAAUUGUAGUUAUUUCAAAACCACAUUGACAUACACACGCUAUGUAUAAACAAAUGAAAAUGCAUAUAAUUCCAGGCUCUAAUUAUUACUAAUAUAUUAUACACAUUAACAUUAUGUAAAUAAAUACUUUAGGUUUGAAAUACAAUUGAGUUUGUUAAAAAAUUCUUGGUCUCAAUUAUUCAUCUUGGGCUUAACACAAUGUGCUCAAGUAUUAUCAUUGAUUCCAGUUCUUAGUUCAAUGAUUUCUCAUUUACAAAGCGAAGAAAUUAUUAUAUCCACUAAAGCUAAAGAGGUACUUUUAUACAAUUUAAUAGCACCAAGAUUUUACAUUCAGAGUCAGUUUUAGAAAAAUUGAUUUUCAUACUAUAAUAUAAUGCCCUAGUCCUAAAUUAAAAUUAAGUGUUAGAUGAAUUGUGUUUUCAAUAUUUUUAUACAGUAGGUAAAUUGCGUCAUAGUAGUGAGGUGGCCUAAUGUUAUCCAGAAUACACUAUUAGGAAUUAAGCUGUAUAUAUUUUAGAUUCUGAGUGGAUCGAGGAAUGUAUUAGUUUUACAAUGAUGUUUAUUAUUAUUUUUUUAUUUGAACACUUAACCAGAAAACAUACUACGAUUAUCAAUUAUAGCACCUUUUCUGAAAGGAAAUGUUCUCUGGGUGGUACUUAAGAGGUGUCAUUUUUUGAAAUUCUCAUUAAUCUUCGAGAUGAUUCAGUUGAUAGUGAUGUUUUGUCAACAAUAUAUAGUAAAUUUUAUAGUAAAAUAAUUAAAUAGGCUUUAUAUAUUUUCUUCAAUAAUAUUUGUUUUAACAACAUUGUUUUAAUAACAUUGUACUGAUUGAUUUUCCCAGUUUUUCUAUGUUUUCCAGGUUCGUAAAUUUUAUCAAAGUUUUUCGGAUUUUCUGAGGAAACUUUUGGAAAAAUUAAAAAAAAUCACUUCUCUAAAGUAUUUCCCUAUUAAAAUUUCCUUUAGAAACUUUGCUAUUAUUAUAAGUUAGAACUAAAUUGUUGGUAGAAAAGUUGUGCACAGUAAAAAAUAAUUGUAAUAUUAUAGUAAUAUAUUUCGUACAUAUUCCCUUUUAUUUAGGUUUUUCAAAUUUGAUGAGAAAACUCCUGAGAAAAUUAUAAAAUUACCUCUUUAAAGUACCUCCCGACACCAGUUUCCUUUCAGAAAAAGUGCUAUUCUUAAAGAUCUGAGCAAGUCUUCUGGUAGAAAAGUUGGCACAGAUGAAAAAAAAAUCUUUGUAAAACCAUAAGCUCUUUGCUGCCUUCAGAAAUUAAAAUCUAAAAUAUACUUCUCAUAGUGUUUUACUGGGCAAUGUUAAGAAGCCUGCAUAAUAGUGAUAAACUAAAUUACAAGUCAUAUUAGUGACCAGUAGCGUAGUCCUGGUAUCAAUAGGCAGUCUUGUACAGAAUAUUUUUAUUUUGUAUUCAAAUAAAUGGUUUAAAAGAUAUUCAGAAUAAGUAUUUGAAUAAUUUUCAAAAAAUAUAAUUAGAAUACAUUCUUGAAUAUUCAAAAAAUUAUUUGAAUACUUUGAGAAUAUCAUUUUUUAUCAUUUUUUUUGCUCAAAAUACAAUUUAUUUAUGUAUUUUUUUUACAUUCUAAAGCCAUAGAUACAUUAAUUUAUUAUUACUUUUCUUUAUUAUAUUUUUAAUUAUAUACUGAUAAACAUGAAAAACAUUUACAUUUUGUUACGUUUAAUCAUCAUUACUUUUUCAAAAUUUGUAUUAGUUAUUUUCCUGGUUUCUUGGUGAUAACUACACUCCCCCCUUUAAAAUCAUUCAAUUUUAUUUUAAGAAAAAUUUUAGGGAAGAGGCUGAACAACCCCCCCCCCCCGGCUGCGGCCUUGUGGGUGUUAUUUUAUUGAAAAUAACUACUUGAAAUAACUUGUUCAAAAUUGGCUGAAGACUGGUUUGUGAGAACUAAGUUUACUCAGCUUUUGGUUUGUCUGGUUUUUGAAUAAGUAUAAUUCUUAAAAGUUUCCAAACUAGUUGAUAGUACAAAAGUAGAAAAUGUAAGUGAUUAGAUCAAGUUAAUUUUUUGGUAAUUUCUGUAGUAUUUUGUUUGAUAUUAGAUCAUAAUUUGGCGAUUUGCCUUCUUUUAGUUUUUUUUUUUUUUUAUUAUUAAGAAUUGUAUUCAUUUGAUGAUGUUGGUUUUGUAGAAAGUGAAAUAUAGUAAGGGAACUGUCGAGAUAAUGAGGAAUUGUGUUUUAGGUUUUAGGGUUAGGUGUAAUAUUGGGAUUCAGUGUAAAUACAUUGAAUAUUCUCUAAAAGAUUUGCUUUGUUUUAGUAAAAAAGCCAGAUUCUAUUGGGGCUAUUAAGAAGUGGGAGUUGUUCUUUUAUAUUUAAUUAGAUUUUGUUGUUUUCCAUAGUGAACCUUUUUUGCAUUAAGAGAUUGUUAUUUUUUAUCAAAGCAAUCAGAUUUAAAUUUGUUAAUAAUAUUUGAGAUUCAAUUAAAUGUUUGUUUGUCUGAAUGGUAAAAUCAUAACUUUAGAAUUAAAAUUAUUUUUACUUGUAUUGAUAACAUUUAUGUUUAGCUAAUUAAUUACCUGAAUAUAAUACAAGAUUAUAUAAUUGAAAUGGAAAAUAUUAAAGUGAACCAAUUUGAAUAUGCAUACUUAAAACUAAUAUCGUUAUUUAACACUGGUAAGAUUUAUAUGAGAACAAAUUAAUUUUCAAAAAAAGAACUUUCAAUAAUUUUUUAUUUAUUUUUGACAAUAGAUAAUCCUUCAGAAAGACAACAGCUUUACAAACUUCAAGACAAAGCUAUAAAAGAAUUAAAACAUCAUUUAAUUAAAGAAUGUACAGAUGAACAUCGUAUAGUUAUAUUAUUGUUAAGACUUCCAACUUUACGAUCAUUACAGCCAAAUAUUAUAGAAGAAAUCUUUUUCUCUAGUCUUUUGGGUAGUUUUCAAAUUGAUACUAUUAUACCACAAAUUUUAAAAUUGAAAGGUACAGAUAUAAAUGUAUAAAUUACUAUAUUAUUUUUGUUAUAUCCUUUUGCAUUAAAAUAUAUGUAGUCUACCUACAGUAUAAUUUAAAUCUCCGAAAAUAAGAUAAUUAUAAUCAGUUAAUUUUUUUUUAAAUUACAAAAACAACCAAUACAAAAUAAAUUAGUUAUACAUUUUACAAGUUAAUAAAAUAUUUUUUAUGUUUACUAAAAAUACAAAAAUAAAAAUUUAUUUUCAUAAUAUAUAGUAAAUUUUAUUAUUAUUAUUAUUAUUAUUGUAUUAUUUUGUUUGAACUACAAAACUGUGUUAACAAUUUCAAAUUUUUUUUUUUAUUAUGACAAUUUAUUAUUUAUACUAAGUUAAGUUUUAUAGAGCAAUUAGUUGGUUUUAUAAAAUUAUAAUGUAUAAUUUUUAGUUUAAUAUGUAUGUGGUUAAAACCCUCAAGAUAUAUUUUUGAUAAUAACAUUUAUAUUUAUAAAGAUCUUAGAGUUAAAAUUUUAUAUUAUGUUGAUGAAAUAAUAAUAAUAGUUACUAAAUUUUACUUUGUUAAAUUUACAAUUUACAAUGUUAAAAGAUAUAUAUAUAUAUAUAUUUUUGAAUUUAGGUCAUUUUAGACCAAAAUAUAAUAUUAAUGUAACAAUGAUGACAAUACUAUUUGAAAGUAUAACAGAAAUAAAUGUAUGUGGCUCUCAAGGAAACCAUUUAAACCUUGAUACAAACAUUUAAUUAAAAAGAUACUUUAAUUUUAAUAAGAAUUUACCAUAUUAGUAAUAACAUAUAUUUUAUAAAGUCUUCCAAAAUUUCAAAUGUUUCUGUAUAUUUAUUUAUUUACUUAAAUUUUCCAUUCUGGAUUCAUUGAACUAACCAACUAAUGUCUUUGCAAUAAAGUUUAAAGCAUAAAGCAUAAAACUGAAUUAAUGUUAAUAGAAAUUUAUUUAUCCAUAUUUGAUUGAUUUAUAUGAUACAAAAGUUAAUCCCAAAAUGGGUUUUAAAUUUCAAAGUAAUUAUUUGAUUAAAUAAUUAUUUAACUACAGACAAUUUAGUUACACUUUCUUAUACUAAAAUAUACUAACUAUUGAAAUGCAUGUUAUAUUUAUGUGAAAAAAAUAUUAUUUAAAAUAUUUAAAACUAAUAAAUAAGAGUAUACAAUAUCCAUAUUAUUAUUACUAAUUUUUUUUAUUAUUUUGUUUACAUGUAAUUAGUUCUUCCAUUAGAAUGUAUAGAAUAUUAAUAUGUUAAUUAAAUUUAAAUAUUAUUUUAUAUUUAGGUACCUACAUUUGUUAGUAUUAUUCACAAAUUUUUUUAUGAUAAUUUUUCAGUUAUAUAUAAAUAUAUAUUAUAUUUUUAAUAUGAAAAAAAGUAAUGGUUACAGUAUUGAUAAUAAUUUAUUAUUUAAAAGUCAAACAGAAAUUUUUUUUGUUGUACAACUUACUCAUAUAAUAACAAGUAAUUUGUUUUAAUAAUACUUAACUUAUCUAAUACAUUUAAAUAUAUAAAAAUAAUUAUAAUAAACAUAAUUUUGUUUUUAAAUGAGAGGUCUGAAGGUUUUUAAUAUAAAUAUUAAUUAUACUUAUGUAUUUGUAUGAUCUUGUUAUAUUUUUGGGAUACUAUUUUUUUUCAAUUGUACUUAAUAAUUUUAGACUAAUUUAGUGUAUUCUUAUAAUUCAAUUUGUAUAAACAACAACCACUAAUGUAAUUAACCAUUUGUAUUGAUUUAAAAUUUAAAUUUAUAAUACCAAUUAAUUAUUCAAUAAUGUAAUAAAACUAUUACAACAGUUUGAAAAUAAUAAUUAUUUUUAUAAGUUAUUUGUGUAAUACAAUAAAAAAAUGUACGAUUUUUUUGAAAUUUCUUCAGGGUUAGCAAUUGAGACAAUAAAUAAUUAAUAAGUAAUAUUUAUUAGAUUUUGUUAUAUAUAAUUAGUACCUAAUAUAUUAUAUUAUAAAUUAUAAAAUAGUUUUUUUUUUUUUAGUUUUUAAUGUAUUUAAUUAUUUUGACUAAAAUUAUUUAUCUUUUAAUUAUUUAGAGCAUAAAAAUACAUUAAUUGUAUAAAUAACUUGACAAUAAAUUGCUGUAUUUUUAAAUAGGUUAAAAAUAAACUUAGUAAUAUCUUUGGUGUAUUGUGCACUGAGAAUUUUGGUUUAAACAUCAUUUAAUUAUUGUAUUCAUUAUAUAUCAUUGAAUAAUUAUGGUAUAUUAUGAUGCACAAUCAAUAUCAGUGAUAUUAAAUAAAUAUUUUAAAACAAAAUGUUAACCAAUUAUUUUAUUAUAAUGUUUUUGUAUGUAUUUAUUCAUAGUUACGGACUACUGUACAGAAAGAGUUUACAAUAACACUAUAUGUUAAUAUUUUUUUUUAGAAUUUUACUUAUUUUAUUUCUACACAACAAAUGUGAUAUCUUAUAUGUAUAUGUCCAUUUGAAAAUUUGUAAUUGUAGUAUAUAUGUUUUUGAUUUUAUUCUAAACAUGGUUUAGUUUCAGAGACAAAUGUUAUUUUUUUCUGCAGAGAAUAUAUUAUUAUAAAAAAUUACUUUUUUAAACAUAUACUAGGAACCUAUACUAAUAAUUAAUUUUCAUAAAUUUUAAACUAAUUUAGCUUGUAAUUAAGGGGUAUAUAUUAAUUUGUAUAAAUAUAUAUUUUUGUUUAGCUUUUAGUUAGAUGCCAAAAAAAUCCACAUUUAAAAUUUUUAAUUCAUUAGGAAAUGGAUAUGGGAUUAUUUUAUAAAAAAAAUUAUAGGUACAAUAAGAAAAAAAAAAUGUAUGAUUCUGAUUUUUAAUAUUAUUAUUAUUAUUGUUAUUAAACCUUUUGUUAAAUUUUAUUUUAUUAUUAUUUUUAAUGAACUUUAUUGUUUUGAAUCGUUACCAUUGGGUUUUAUUUAUACUUAGCAAAAUUAUUCAAUUAAUGUUAUAUUAACCUGAAAUUUGCCUUUUUAUUAUAUACCUAUGUAGAUUGUAGUUAUAUUGCUUACUUAAAUUUAAAGUCAUAUGUAUACUGAUG